Ipomoea nil (Japanese morning glory) is the source of this 3540-nucleotide messenger RNA. Its product is annotated as nucleolar MIF4G domain-containing protein 1-like. NCBI's taxonomy places the organism in Eukaryota, Viridiplantae, Streptophyta, Magnoliopsida, Solanales, Convolvulaceae. Gene Ontology annotation, molecular function: RNA binding; protein binding. The coding region runs from base 740 to 3349 and encodes 869 amino acids. The transcript is spliced from 14 exons. Gene Ontology annotation, biological process: ribosomal small subunit biogenesis. Gene Ontology annotation, cellular component: nucleolus. The record is from RefSeq and is a predicted model, not a curated record.
GUUAACCCUAGGUCUUCUACACAGAGUCACAGACUACUCCUCUGUCCUCUCCGUUUCUCACUUCCUCGUUUCUCUUCUCCCACCCCGACGUAGCCGACAGCCCACGCCCCACAGUCAACGACGCCAAGCCUCACUCACCGAGUUGCCGCACGCCCUCCGCAGUCUGGCCUCGGCGCCUCGCUGCCCACUCUGCAACCUGCGUAGGUCGACUACUCCUCCGUCCUCCGUCUUCACUCUCACAAAUUUGUUGCGUAGGUCGACUACUCCUCAGUCCUCUGUUUAAUAUUACAGUGCUGUGCUGCUUAAUAUAUUUAUUUUAAUAUAUAUAUUAGUUCUUCAUUCCCACAAUUAUUUGUAAUAUAUUUUGGUGGUGUGUUGCGUACUGUGCUGGCUUGCUGCGUACUGUCACUACUGUGCUGCUUAAUUAUUUUAAGGAGUGGUGUAGAUAGAUAAUAUUUUAAGUCAUAGAUUGAAGAAUGCAAUAGAGUUUCACAGGUUAAUAUAUAGAAAUUAGAAUCCUAAUCGCAUACUCCAACACCUUACUGGCAUAGUCUAUACCUCCAUACCUAGCCCGCAGCCGGCACUUCACGCAGCCACUCACUUACUCUCCUCGCCACCGACCACCGUAGCCUGAGCCCUGAAGUCUGAACGCUGUAGCCUCACUGUCAUUUACCACUGUUGAAGACCGACUUGCAACCACAGACAGAGUUGAUAUUCAUUUCUGAGCAGAUACUAGAUAAUGGCAGAUGAAGAUAAUAGAUCUAGAAGAGAACGCAGGAAGGAAGCUCGUUUAUCGAUGAACAAGAAGAAGUUUGAUUCAUGGCUUCAACAUCAUCAUAAAUCAUUGCCAGUUUUGAAGUCAAAGCAUGCAAAAAUACAGCAGGGGAUUGUAGGCCCAAAAAGUAGUGAGGCUAUGUCCAAGGAUUCUGAUAGUGAAGCAGAACAUAACAUUGAGCUUUCUCCAGUAGUGGAAAACACAGAAGUUAAGACAAACAAUUUGAAAAGGAAACGUGACUUAAGUUCAAACACAAGGUUCAAUGAAUAUCUGGAAAUGGAGAUGACAGGAGGGGUUAAUUCUGCAGAGGAUGAUAUGAGACUGGAAAGGAAACUUGCAAAGAAACUCAGAGUCAAGGAUGGGAAACUGAGUGGUGGUGAUGAUAUUAAUAUGUUAUUUGAAGGAAUUCCGUCUAUUCUUAACUCUGUUGGUGAAGUACAAGAAUUUUCAAAGGGUAAAAAGAGUCGCACUUCAGGCACGAAGAAGAAAUUAGUGGAUGUGGAUGUGAAUGUAGUGGGUGAAGUAGUUGAUAAAAGGGUUAGAAAAUCUGAUUCUAUAUCUGCUAGCUGCGAUGGCUAUAAUCAUAUAGAGGAAUUUGAUGGGUUAAAAGAAUUAGAUAAGCCAAAAAAGAAAAAAACAAAUUUUGAAAAGUACCUUGAAUUGGAAAAUGGCACAAGUUCAGCUGAGGAGGAUCUAGCUUUGGAGAAAAAGCUUGUGAAGAAGCUCAAGGUUAAGGGAGGGAAAUUAAAUCGAGAUGAUGAUGGUAUUAAUAUGUUAUUUGAUGGCAUUCCUUCUGCUCUUGAAUUGUUUGAGGGUGAAAAACUCCAAGGUCCUCGAAAGAUCUUGGAUGAAACAUUGCAUAUAAAAUCUAAAAGCUUGAAGUCAGUCAAACAAAAGCAAGUCAUAAAAGGAGAGCAAGAUCAGGAUCAGGUGUCUGUAAAGACAACUGAUAAAGCACUUAGAGCAUCUUACCCAGCAACGUCUUCAGGUAUUGAGAUGGGACUGGGAAGACUUGCUCAAGCUGCAUUUGGAGGAAAUACAAAAUAUAUUGCCCCACACUUGAGAUCUCAUAUGGGAAAUGAAUCACAAGACCAUGCUCAAAUUCGUAGACGAAUCCGAGGUCUUUUGAAUAGGCUCUCUGAAUCUAAUGUGGAAUCAAUUACUGGUGAUAUGUCUACAAUCUUCCAUACGGUUGAUUGCAGUCUUCGUUCAUUAAUUAUAAUUGAAGAGGUUUUGGCAUCAUGUUCCGGAGGUCCACGCGGCAAUGAACAAUAUGCAGCAGUAUUUGCAGCUUUUGUUGCUGGCAUGGCUAGCUUAGUUGGUAUUGACUUCAGUGCCAAGCUUCUAGCUUCUCUGGCAAGAAAUUUUGAGGAUGAGUACCUGAAAGAAGACACUAUGUCAUUGCGGAAUCUGACUCUUCUAUUUUCAUAUUUGUACACAUUUGGCGUUUUCUCUAGUGACUUAAUGUAUGACUUCUUGGUAAUUCUGAGUAAGAGACUGACAGAAGCUGAUGUUUCUACAAUUUUAGCAGUCUUACAAUCUUGUGGUAUGAAGUUGAGAGGUGAUGAUCCUGUUGGAAUGAAGAACUUUAUAAUUAGCAUUCAGAACAGGGUUAAUGAAUUGAAAACCUUAUCUAGAGAUGCACAAUCCAGUCUUGACAGCAAAAGGAUGGAGUUCAUGCUUGAGACAAUAUGUGAUAUAAAAAACAAUAAGAAGAGGCCCAAGGAGGAAACCAUGCAGCUUACCCGAAUAAAAAAAUGGCUACAGAAGCUCAGAGUGGAUGAUAUUCUACUUCGAGGAUUAAGGUGGAGCAAGCUUGUUGAUCCAGAUAAGAGAGGUCAGUGGUGGUUGUCUGGGGAUUUCAAUGUGAAUUCCAAUCAAAACAAUAUUAGGGAGGUUGCAAACACAAUUGACAUGGAGGUCGUUGAGACUCAAAAAAUGCUCCAGCUUGCUGCCACACAGAGGAUGAACACAGAUGCGAGGAGAGCAAUUUUCUGUGUAAUAAUGAGCGGUGAGGACUACAUUGAUGCAUUUGAGAAGCUUCUAAGAUUGGACUUGCCUGGGAAGCAGGAUAGGGAGAUAAUGCGAGUUCUGUUAGAAUGCUGCUUACAGGAGAAAGUAUUUAAUAAGUAUUAUUGUGCACUAGCAUCUAAGUUAUGCGGCCACGAUAAGAACCAUAAGUUUACUCUGCAGUAUUGCCUUUGGGACCAUUUCAAGGAAGUGGAAUCGAUGGAACUGAUGAGAUCAAUGCACCUCUCAAAAUUCAUUGCAGAGAUGCUCGCAUCUUAUACUCUUUCCCUUUCGGUCUUAAAGGUGGUUGAUCUAGGUGAUGUCACACAAUUAACUCCAAAAAGGAUUAUGCAUUUCCGUAUGCUUUUCGAAGCUAUCUUUGAGUUCCCAGAUAAACUAGUAUGGAACAUUUUUACUCGAAUUGCUUUGCCAGAGCAUGAGUCCCUUUGUAACGGGAUUGUCAUCUUUAUACGAGAAUAUGUUGCAAAUGGUAACAAGUCUCUAGCAGGUAAAUUCAAGAUUGCCAAGAAGGCCAUUAACAAUGUUGAAGGAGUACUAAUGUGAGCGCUGCUGAUGAGAUUAUAUUUAUUUAUAUAUGUAAUAGCAAAAUUUUGUUAAGUUUAGUUGAGGUACAUUUUUGGUACACUAUACUGCUUGCUUUAGAGCAUCCACACUAGUUUUUUUGGAUGACAAAGAAGAGAGAGAUGAUGAUUUGGAGAGAGGAGAAAUUUAUUUUUAGAAAGAAUUUAUUUUUU